UUUCGAUUUGUGUUGUGUUUCCGUUGUUGUUCGUGGAUUUUGCAUAUUAUUAUUUUUGUCAAUGUAGGCAUCGAUGUAUUGAUUUUGUCUGCUUUUCAACUUAAAUCUGAACCAAACGAAGGACAGAUGGCUGAGAGAGGUACUGAGCCACAAAACUGGAGGGAUGGUAGGACACUAACACAGUGUAAUCGCUACAUGCUGGAGCAGGAAAUCAGCUGUGAUGUGCACUUCAUAGUCGGACCAAACGACGACCAACAGCGUAUUGGCGCUCACAAAUACAUGCUAAUGACCAGGAGUGAUGUGUUUUUCGCCAUGUUUGAGGGUCUUAUGGCUGAGGAAAACAGCUUGGUCACAAUUCCUGACAUUGACCCAACUACCUUCAAGAAAAUGUUAUUGUACAUUUACUGUGAUGAUACAGGAGUAGAUACAGACGAAGCCUUUCCUCUGCUGUAUGCCGCCCAGAAGUACAACAUACAGGGCCUGGUAAACCGGUGCGGCCAGCGAAUGCGGACGGGAAUCUCCAGGGAGAAUGUAUGCCAUAUUCUGAUAAACACAUUCCUGUGGCAUGAAGAAGAAACAAAACAGGCCUGUGUGCAGUACAUCAACCUCCAUGCAUCGGAUGUGUUUUCAACAGAAGGGUUCACAGAUUUGCCAGAAGAAUCUCUGAUCGAGCUACUGCAACAUCACAAGUUAAAUAUACAAGAAGAGAGAAUAUUCGAGGCAGUUAUAAAAUGGGCAGAUGAAAAAAUCAAGAGACAAAAUUUAAGGGUCGAUGCUACCAACAGGCGCAACGCCCUGAACAAAAUUCUGCCGCACAUUCGUUUUGCAAGAAUGGACGUGGCUUACUUCUCCGAUAAGGUCACCCAUAAAGGUAUUCUGACUACUUCAGAGAUUGUUAAGUACUUUCAAUUCUUGACCACAAAAAAGGCUGACCCUCCAGAACCUCAGAGAGAACAGAGACUUGUGUUUGAAAGAUUUAAGGGGGUCUUAAGUGGUAAAGGUUAUUUCCGUGGCAACACAGACGCUAUCUCCUUCAUGCUCUCUGAAGAUGCCAAGCUACACGAGGUUUUGGUCUAUGGCAGCUGCAUGAAUCAAGCUUUGUAUAAGAUGAACCUGAGAGUUCUAGAAGAUGGUGGUGCUGAAUUGCAUUUGAAGGUAUUUGAUUUGAGGACUGAUGGCUCUACGAAAACCUAUCCACUUGGGAUAGUGCCUCCUGUUCUGGUGAAAAAAGAAGUCUGCUACUCGUUAGUAAUGGAAAUCACAGGCCCAGCUAGCUACUACGGACAAGAUGGAGUUGAAAGUUUGACCAAGGAGGAAGUGACAAUAACUUUCUGUACCAAUAAAGAAGGACUGAAUGGCACAAAUAUCAAACAAGGACAAUUCCAUAGCUUAGUCUUUGAAAAGAUACAGUCAAUAAUGACUUACAGUUAAACCUAGAUAUAAUGCCCCCCAUUUCAUUUACCGCCAACAUAUCUCUGUCCCUUUUUCUCGUUUUCUUAAGAACCACUUUAUACAUUUCCCUCAAUUUAUCGCCAAUCCCCUUUAUAACGCCAAAAUUGCUCUGGACAAAUGGUGGCAGUAUAAUGAGGUUUUACUGUAUUGAGAACAUGUACAGUAAAACAUGUUUGUAACAAAACCAAGGGUAAUUAGUUUUAUUAUAGAUAUAAUGCCUUAUAUGUUUGAAGUCCAUGAGAAAUUCCUGCUAUGGGACAUGAUUUGCAUAACUGUGUUCAUCCUAAUAGUAUUUAAGAGGUCCAUCCUUUAUAAGUGACAUAAAUCCUGGUGUAAAGCCAAGGAAAUAGCGAGGUGGUUG
This is a messenger RNA of Mizuhopecten yessoensis (Yesso scallop), 1813 nucleotides long. RefSeq names its product BTB/POZ domain-containing protein 3-like. Gene Ontology annotation, molecular function: protein binding. The record is from RefSeq and is a predicted model, not a curated record. NCBI's taxonomy places the organism in Eukaryota, Metazoa, Mollusca, Bivalvia, Pectinida, Pectinidae. The coding region runs from base 127 to 1431 and encodes 434 amino acids. The transcript is spliced from 3 exons. Gene Ontology annotation, biological process: neurogenesis. Gene Ontology annotation, cellular component: cytosol.